UAUGAAUAACUUUUGAUUGGCGCUUGAGUUGUAAGCCACUUUGUUCCUCCUAAAUCCUGAUCCGCUUAUUCCUUGUCUAAAUCUCUUGUAUUAAACCCUACACCCCUACCCAACCCACCUCGCCGGUUCAACCCCAGGUAGGAUACAGGAAGAGGCGAAAUUCGACACGAAUCAUGUUGGAUGAAGGAAGAGUGCACCCGGAUUGCCGGAAUGCAUCCAAUCCCUACCAUGAAUGCAGCGAGUUUUGCUUCAAAGUUAUUGCUGAAACCAAAGCUCGGUUGGAUCAAACUCGAUCAGAAUCUGUACAAGUUAGUGGCGGUAGUGGCAAAUCAAAAGUGGAGACUGCUCAACAAGAGGAAGAUCUAGACAGACCAUCCGAGGCUGAUGAACAUGCUGGUGAUGGAGAUGAACCUCCUGUUGAUGAGGAGGAGGAAAAUCUGGAAGGAGACUUCACAAAGUUCACAGGGAGGAAGAAAAGGUUGUGGGAGUUAAGGAUGAAGAUGAAUAAGGCUAGAAAAGCAAAUCAAACAGAUAUUGCAGCUGAAAAGAAAAGGAUGGAACCUCCCCAAGAAUCAAGGGGCAUUUCUAAACAGAAAUGGCUUGAAGAGAGGAAAAAAAGAAUUGGGAAACUUCUUGAUGCAAAUGGUUUGGAUAUGAAAAGCGCUUACAUGCUAGAUACACAAGAGAUGGCAGAGGCAAAGUACAAGAAAUGGGAAAAGGAUCCUGCUCCAUAUGGCUGGGAUGUUUUUAAUCAGAAAACAUUGUAUGAUGCAUACAAAAAGCGAACAAAAAAUAUCGACAUUGACUUGGAAGAAUACAAUAGGAUGAAAGAAGAAGAUCCGGAGUUCUAUCGUGAAGCUUCCAGCCUUCAGUAUGGGAAGGCUCCAAAGGUCUCAGAGGAUAAAAUUGACAAGAUGGUUAAGGAACUAAAGGACCAGGAAGAGAAGAAACAGAAAUUCAGCAGAAGGAGGAGGUUUCAUGAUGAGAAGGAUAUUGACUCAAUCAAUGACCGUAACGAGCAUUUUAACAAGAAGAUUGAGCGAGCCUUUGGUAAAUAUACAUUGGAAAUCAAGAACAAUCUUGAGCGAGGAACUGCACUGCCUGACUAAGGUAAACUGCAUCAUCUCUUGUAUUAUGAUGUUUUGUACUUGAGAAAGUCGACUGGCUUGAUCAGUGUGCUAAUUUUCUCCAAGUGCUGCCAAAUUUGAUGUUGGUGAAUUGUAAUAAUACAUGUACGAAUUUAUGGUCAAGCGUUUCUUUUCUUCUAUUCAGAUCUGUGGCAUUCCAUGUG
This is a messenger RNA of Argentina anserina (silverweed cinquefoil), 1291 nucleotides long. RefSeq lists its product as uncharacterized. NCBI's taxonomy places the organism in Eukaryota, Viridiplantae, Streptophyta, Magnoliopsida, Rosales, Rosaceae. The transcript is spliced from 6 exons. Gene Ontology annotation, cellular component: post-mRNA release spliceosomal complex; catalytic step 2 spliceosome; Prp19 complex. The coding region runs from base 174 to 1109 and encodes 311 amino acids. The record is from RefSeq and is a predicted model, not a curated record.